Messenger RNA from Theileria equi strain WA, 834 nucleotides. RefSeq names its product signal peptide containing protein. The transcript has a single exon. Bases 1 to 834 code for a protein of 277 amino acids. The record is from RefSeq and is a predicted model, not a curated record. NCBI's taxonomy places the organism in Eukaryota, Apicomplexa, Aconoidasida, Piroplasmida, Theileriidae.
AUGUUGAGUUUGCCCACAUCCAGCUUAUUUAUUCUACUAUUCUCAGAAAUUGCUAGUUGUUUUGUACACGAUUCCAAAACUUAUAAGAAGCUUUUGCUAGAAAAACAAAUAGCGUUAUCUGUAGAACUUUCAGAGCGCUCUCAGUCAAUGUUAAGUUACUAUGGGAUAAUUUUAGAUAAUCCAGAGGUUAAGAGUCUCUUAAAUAUACAAGAACUUACUACAAGGGUCCAAGGUGUAUAUGCGGAGCUUGAUAAGAUUUUUCAGGAUCAAAGUUUUACUACUUUUGCAGCCAAUGAGUUUGAUCCAAAGGUAUACGAUCUUAUAACAAAGAGUAUAUCUAUAUUUUUCAAAAUGUACCUGAACAUAUACACGAUCCUGGAGGACGGAUUAAAGUCAGCAUCUCGCUCCAAACCGGAGCUGGUUAAUCCAAUUUUAUGGAAGGUCAAACGCACCUUUAUUCUCUCUGCUAUUUCUGCUGAAAUACUCUGUCUCAAGAUGCUUUAUGAUGUUACGUCACAAACUGGUGUAUUUAUAAAUCCUAUCAUGCCAGCCAUUUACUACCUCUUGGUAUUUGAAAAGGGUCUCCAAGACGAAGCUGAAAAUCCCACACUUGAAGUUGAACCAAAAGUGUUGGACGAUAUUGUUUCCAAGUACUCUAUUUCAGCUGAUGAACUAAUGCAGAGAGUUUUGGAAUCAAUCGCUGAAAACGAGAUUACAGUUAACUCAGAGGAUAGAAUUGGCAACUACAUGCAAGAUUUUAGAAAAGAGUAUAAAAAGUCCAUCAAGCCACUCUUGGAACUCAAUGGAAUACAGAUUGAGCACAUUGAGUUAUAG